UUUCGUGUUUGUUUAUCGCUGUUCUGUGUAGGAGGAUGGUGUGUUGAUGGUGGCCGGUAUUUCACGAAUUCAGUCUUUCCUCUGUUUGGUUGGUUGAUCGGUAGCGAGAUCUCAGCGGCUGACUGGAAACCUAUGUCACUGAAUAGCUCUCUCUCUCUCUGCUUAGGACGACCCACAAAAAUGCAGGCGGCGAUGAGAGGAAUGUUCCCGGCUUUGAAACCUAAUUACUCUUCCGCAACUUCCCAAUUCUUCCUCUUCUCCAAAAGACAUUUCUCUUCCAAGCUCUUCAUCAGAGGUCUCCCUUUCUCCAUGACGGAUCAAAUGUUAGCUGAUGCAUUUUCUGAGUUCGGCAAGGUGGUGAAAGCUGAAGUAAUCAAGGAUAAAGAUAAGAAGAAAUCGAAAGGUUUUGGGUAUGUUACCUUUGACUCCGAGGAUGAAGCCCAGAAGGCAUUGAGAAGCACACACGGGAAGGUAGUAACAAACUUUUGCUACACUUUGUUUCCAUUAGUCACAAACAGUCAGAAUCUGCAUGAUUGCUUGCAGCCAAUGCAUGGGCGUGUCGUCUUUGUAGAUAAACAAGAGUGAUGCUGCGAAUGCUAUCAUUAAAAGAUUGAUGUAAAAAGUUUCAAAGAUAUGAGAUACUGCGCACGUUCACCUCGUCAAAGAAGACAAUGUGGAGUGUGAUCAACUGGCCAAGUUCAUGAAGUUCAGCAUAUUGGUCAACAGAUGCUGAUCCAUGAAGAUGUUUAAUGAUUGACUGCUAGUUGAACUUUCCUCUUGUUGGAGAAGGCUGAUUAGGGACGAAUCAGGUCUGUAAAGCAACCUUCAAGUUCUGUACAUGAGUGACACCAUAUCUCCAAAUUAGGGUUUGACAUUCUAGGGUGAAUGGGAUUUUGAUCGAGACGGCUCAAUGUACUGUGAUUGCAGCAUCACUCACUCAUUUUCGGUACUUAAAUGUUAAAUCGUGAGUUGUGUUCUAACUUCAAAGUCGGGCAAUUUCACUAUCAGCAAGUCAAGAACUUGUUUGUGUUCGUGAGUGAAUUAUAAAAGGCUGA
This is a messenger RNA of Linum tenue, 1055 nucleotides long. Lineage: Eukaryota; Viridiplantae; Streptophyta; Magnoliopsida; Malpighiales; Linaceae. The record is from the annotation of a GenBank genome assembly.